ACCUGUCAAUACUCACUUCCAAUCUUGCUCGCACGAUCUGAACUCUGAAGUUCUCUUUUACCUCCUCCCUUGACCGCUCCCUUCGGAAUCGUUCAACAGAAAGUGGUACAAAGUGAUGUUUUACCAAUCCAGUGGCCGGAACCAGAGACCCAAAGGGUUUAAGGUUAAGCAGACAUUUCAGGUCAUUUUACUUUUAGCAGUUUCUCUCUGGUUACUCUACCAGUUAACACACACACACAAUAAACCGAAGGAAUAUGGUGGUGAGCAGAAGAAGGUCAGCAGUGAGCAUGGAAGCAUGGUUUUGGGACGUAAAGGGGAUGCAGGAUCUAGUGAAGGGGUUGACACAGACUCUGGUGAAGUGAAUCCUGUAGGAGAAGGUGAAAGAAAAGAAGAUGGAGGUGGUGGAGAUGAUGAGUUAGAUAGGAAUCUUGAAGAGAAGGUCCAAGAAGAGUCCUUCGUCAAUGGGCAUGAAGAUUUGCAAGAGAAAAUUACCAACGAUGAGAAAGUCAAUGUGAAGGAACUAGGAACUCAAGAUAGGGAAUCGCUUAGAAGUGAGGAUAAUAAUCUAGCUACUCAGGUAAGAGAUGGGGAUGAAGCAGUGAGUUCAGAUAAUGGGAAAGAACCCCUGAACAAGGGACAUGAAGAUUCAAAGGAAGGUUUCAUAAACAAUGUAGAACAAGAGGACAGAGAAAAGCUAGAACGGCAAAAUGAGGAAUCAAAGAACGGUGAGAAAGGUAAUCCUGAUACUGAAGUAAUAGACAGAGAUGAAGCUGUGGGUUCAGAUAAGGGGGCAGAAGAACAACUGAACAAGGGGCAUGAAGAUUCAAAAGAAAGCUUCACAGGCCAUGUAGAGCAAGAGGACAGAGAAAAGCUAGAAAGACAAAAUGAGGAACCAGAGAACAGUGAGAAAGAAAAUCCUGAUACUGCGGUAAUAGAAAGAGCUGAAGCAGUGGGUUCAGCUAAGAAUAAUGAUGAAGGUAAGGACUUUAAAGGAAAUGCAGAGGAUAUUGCUCUGCAACAUAGUGAAAUUGAGAACAUUACUGUUCCUGGUCAAAGCGAGAUGGGAGAUGGGCUCCAAGGCUUUCAUGAUGAAAAUGGGAUUCCACAAGAUGGCCAUGAUCUUCUAAACACCCAUGGUAAUGGAACUACAAGUGAUGAACAGGCAAAGGCUACAAAUCGGGAUCAUGAAACCAUUUCAAGUUUGGAGAAUCAGACCCAACUUGAGGAAAUCACAAUCAAGACAGCUGAUGAAUCUUCCAAUUCAUCUCAAGCUGAUGAGCAGACUGACAGAGGGAUGUCAACUGACAACUUGGUUACCAAACAAGGCGAAGUUAAAUCUCAAGAAAGCAGCACUUUUGCUGAGGUGGAAACUGUAAGUAACAAGACACUUGAAGGUAGCAAAACCGAGUCUAAUGUUAAUGUCAAAAACAGUUCUCAAUCUGGUGAUAACUCUGAUGUAUCAAGCAUCAAGGGGUCAUCAGAAAGCACUCAGGAUGCUAGCAUUAGUUCAGAAAGUCCUAGUUUUUCUCAACCAGAAAAUGAAGUAGCUACAAUUAUAAAGACUCUUCCACAAGCUGAAAAUGCAGCGGACAGAAAGGAAUAAUGUCAAAUUCAAAAGGAUAAAU
Messenger RNA from Telopea speciosissima, 1625 nucleotides. RefSeq names its product dentin sialophosphoprotein-like. The record is from RefSeq and is a predicted model, not a curated record. The coding region runs from base 116 to 1603 and encodes 495 amino acids. NCBI's taxonomy places the organism in Eukaryota, Viridiplantae, Streptophyta, Magnoliopsida, Proteales, Proteaceae. The transcript has 3 exons.